Molecule: messenger RNA, 1049 nt
Organism: Haplochromis burtoni (Burton's mouthbrooder)
Lineage: Eukaryota; Metazoa; Chordata; Actinopteri; Cichliformes; Cichlidae
Product: serine protease 57
Exons: 5
Coding region: 90-821 (243 amino acids)
Biological process (GO): proteolysis
Molecular function (GO): serine-type endopeptidase activity
Source: RefSeq, a predicted model, not a curated record
CAUUUUAGCAAACACACUUAAGCAAUACAAAAGAACAUGAAAAGAGACAUUUGCUUCCCUAAACUUUAGUGCGGAUUUCACCAGUGACCAUGGUAGCCAGAUUCUUCCUUCUGCUGUUUGUCCUCAGUGGAGCUGACGGUUCUCGGAUUAUUGGAGGCCGAGACGCUGCCCCCCACUCACUCCCCUACAUGGCCUCAGUGCAACUUCAAGGUCGCCAUUUGUGUGGAGGAGCACUAGUGAGAGAGGACUUUGUACUCACAGCAGCACAUUGUGAGACACGUGGAAUACCCACAGUCGUGCUGGGAGUUGAUUCCCUGACAGGUACUGAGCCAACGAAGCAGCAGUUCCUUGUGGUCAAAUCUUUUCCGCAUCCAGGCUAUGAUGGACACAAAAAUGAUAUCAUGCUCCUCAAGCUGAACCGGAGGGCCCAAGUGUCUCAAGCAGUUCAGGUGAUCUCUCUGAAACCUGGCAGGCUGAAUCAAAUCAGCCAGUGCAUCACAGCAGGCUGGGGCGAUAUAGGCGAUAACAACACCUUACCAAAAACGCUUCAGGAAGUCAACGUCACCACUCUGCCACAAAUGAUAUGCAAAAGGAGAUGGGGACAAGUUCCCAUCACACAGUCGAUGGUUUGCGGUGUGGGAUCCCACAGCCUUCAAGGCUUCUGCUCAGGAGACUCAGGUGGACCGCUGGUGUGCGAUGGAGAUGCAGCAGGUGUUAUCUCUUUCUCUGGGAGGCGAUGUGGAGACCCCCAAACCCCCGAUGUCUAUACACGCAUAUCUUCUUUCCGGGCAUGGAUUCAAAGGGUGUUGAAUGACAAUUAGGCCAGUUAGACUAACUGAUAAUGUGUCGCAACGCUUGAUUGGAUUAUGGUGCUGUAGCCAUGAUUUUUGUAAUUCUGCACUCAUCACAGAUAUCCUUUUGCUUUAGGUGUGCCUUUCAGAUGGGUUAGGAAAGGUUAAUGCAUGCUUUUCUCUUCUUCUUUGCUGUUGGUGCACUUCAAUGUGUUUCAAAUAAGAGCACAAUCUAAAAUAAAAUACUUUUGCUCGAGA